Molecule: messenger RNA, 1394 nt
Organism: Aspergillus heteromorphus CBS 117.55
Lineage: Eukaryota; Fungi; Ascomycota; Eurotiomycetes; Eurotiales; Aspergillaceae
Product: sterol desaturase family protein
Exons: 3
Coding region: 288-1187 (299 amino acids)
Biological process (GO): lipid biosynthetic process
Molecular function (GO): iron ion binding; oxidoreductase activity
Source: RefSeq, a predicted model, not a curated record
UCCGGACUCCGGGGUGGGCAGAUGGUAGGGAUAGCCCGUGGUAGGGUUUCCCCGGCGGUGGGUGACGGGUGUAGGUGUAGCCCCAGGUAGGGUUUCCCCGUAUAUAUAAGAAGAUGGGUGCUGGCUGCUCUCCCCCAAGUCUUAUUCCUGCAACUCAAUGCCUUGGGAUGAGGUAGAGACAGUUCAUCAUUCUACAAUUCCAUCUCUCUCGUUCUGCAGAGCUUAAAUUGCUAAGCCUGAGCUCUACCCCCCCAACCUGGACGACCGUCAGGUAUAGCUCCACCACCAUGGACGUCAUCCUGGAUGUCCUCGACACGUUCGUGUUCGAUCGAGUCUAUGCAUCGGUUCUCCCCAUUGGCAAUACCACUCUCGAAUAUGCCUUUCAGCCUCCCCUCAACCAACAUGUUGGACGCUAUUAUCCUCUCCAGCCCUCCGAAUGGGCCACCGCAAGCAGUUGGAAGCGUGAUUACCUUCCACGACAGGCAGCGUCGCUGUUCUUCCUCAUGUGGUUCUUCGGGGUAGCCAUGUACCUCUUCGGCAGCACACUCCUGUACCACACAAUAUUCGACAAGUCCCUCCUCCAACAUCCGCGCAUCCUCAAGAACCAAAUCGCCUUGGAGAUCAAGCAGGGCUUGCUUGCGAUGCCAAUCAUGUCCAUCCUCACGGUUCCCUUCUUCCUGACCGAGAUCCGCGGCUGGUCCAAGCUGUACGACUUCGCCAGCGAGGCCCCAUUCCCGGCAUACAACUACCUCCAGUACCCACUCUUCAUCGCCUUCACGGAUUCGGGCAUCUAUUGGAUCCACAGAUGGCUGCACCACCCGUUGGUGUAUCGGUGGCUACACAAGAAACAUCACAAGUGGGUGGUGCCGACGCCCUUCGCGAGCUACGCCUUUAACCCCGUCGACGGGUGGUCCCAGAGUCUGCCCUACCAUCUUUUCCCCAUGCUUUUCCCGCUGCAAAAGAGCGCGUAUAUUGGUUUGUUCGUUUUUGUGACGAUGUGGACCGUGGUGAUCCAUGACGCCGAGUGUCUCUCGCGCUCCGCCGUGGUCAAUGGCCCCGAGUGCCAUACCUUGCACCAUCUGUACUUCAACUAUAACUAUGGGCAGUUCACGACCUUGUGGGAUCGUCUCGGAGGGACGUAUCGAAAAGCCAAGGGUGAUGAGUUGAAGGCGGUUAAAACCCACUAGAGGGCGUUGGUGGUGUUACUUCAUGAUGGCACGUGGAUCGUUCAUAAUAUUAUUGUAAUGUAGGCGGGGGAAGGGAGGUUAUUCAUAACUGUACAUAUUAAUACACGGGGCAUGGCCCAUUAUGUCUUAUCUGGGGCCGCAAUAUUUCGGAUAAAAUCGUUCAGGUUCGCCAGGUCGUCAGUCGCAGCAUUCUCCAGAUACCGGGAG